AUGUCACGCAUGCCCUCGAGUUUUGAUGUGAAAGAUGCAGAUUUGACGGAAAUGCCUUUCGGUGAAAGGAUCGUUUAUCAUUGUAAGCAACAGCCUCUCGUUCCCGUAGGAUGUCUAUUGACUACCGCUGCCGUUGUUCUUGCAGUGAAGAAUGUCAGAAGUGGUAACAAGGCCAAGGCACAAAUAUACUUCAGAUGGCGUGUUGGAUUCCAAGCGGCGACUUUAGUAGCGCUUGUGGCAGGUUCGUAUCUCUACGGGACAUCAGUCAAGGAAAAGCAGGCCAAAGAGGACCAAAUGAGAGAGAAGGCCAAGAAGAGGGAACAAUUAUGGAUUCAAGAGCUUGAGAGAAGAGAUCAAGAGACGAAAUACAGAAAGAAGAGAGCAGAGAUGGCUAGAGUCAGAACUAAAAACGACGAAGAGGCGGUGGCAAGAUUGCAAAAAGAAUUAAAAGAAUUAGAAUUCCAGAUAAGAGGUGAAACAGAUUAA
Molecule: messenger RNA, 486 nt
Organism: Zygotorulaspora mrakii
Lineage: Eukaryota; Fungi; Ascomycota; Saccharomycetes; Saccharomycetales; Saccharomycetaceae
Gene: RCF1
Product: respiratory supercomplex assembly factor RCF1
Exons: 1
Coding region: 1-486 (161 amino acids)
Biological process (GO): mitochondrial respirasome assembly
Cellular component (GO): mitochondrion
Source: RefSeq, a predicted model, not a curated record